AUGGAGGAAGAAGACUCGCUUGUGCGGCGCCGCUCAAGGCGUAGCACCGCUGGGAAUAGGAUGGAGGCGGCUCUGGCUGAGAUGCACGCGGCUGGCCUUGAAGAAGUCGAAGAUGAUGUCGACUUUGAGCUCGCAGCUGAUGAGCAAGACGUCUUCGGCUCCGACUUCGAGAGCACCGACGAGGAAGAACAAGGCGAACCAGCCGAAGUCGCCGAACGCGCUGCACGCGAUGACGAACGAAGACAACGUAAGACUGUAAGAUCUAGGGUGGAGAAAGCCACAGCCGCUGCGGCCGCCCGGCAACGCGUAACUUUCAACCCGACCGCACAUGAAGACACCUCCGCGCGUGAGCCACCGAAGCAGAAACGACGGGUCUCUCUCGGUGUAGCGAUCGAUGCUGCUACCGGCGAAGUCGUACCGCCUUCACCUGCCUCACCAUCAGCCGCGCAGCCACUUCAGAAACGGCAGAGUGGGCGUUCACUUGCUCAGCAGGCGCGUACAGCGUCUCUCAAACGCUUGGCAUCCGAGGAAGAGCGCGCGCGCGUUGCGCCGCGCCGACGAUCUAUCGUGAAAGUGAAGGCGCCCACUCAAGCCGAGUUGCUCGCGCAAGCGUUGGAUGCAGAGGAGGGUAACACUGCUGCUCAUCGAGAUUACCUUGCACUGGAGGCAGAGAAGCGAAAGAAGGCACACGUCGUUAGGCCAACUGUGAGCGGUCCGCUAGUUAGAUGGGUGUCGAAAAGAGAGGAGGUGCAUGUUCCCGUGGAAGAGUCGCCGCCGCAGGCUGGCCCCUCUACUGGCCCUGUACCCGGUACUCCGAGCACCAAGCCUAUCGCCAAAUUUGAAACCGUUGCACGACAAUACGUCGUGCACGAGAUCACACAAGAUACCAAUGCACCACCUCCAUCAUGGGUCUCCCAGAUGCGCGCGCUCUUCGGCACCCACUUCGAUUGGGAGAACGCGAAGGUAUACGCCGACGCGGAGAAUCGGCCUAUGUCAAGAUACGUUCCUCCAUGCGCUGUCACUGGUCUUCCGGCGAAAUAUCGUGACCCACGAACGGGCGCCCCGUAUGCGACUAUCGAGGCGUUCGAUGUGCUCACCAAGGUACUCGACGACGAAUAUACAUGGAGCACUGUGCUCGGCCGCCAUAUAACCGUUUCACAGUCACUCCUCCCAGAAGACCUCGAGCCGUCUAUCCGCGAGGGUCGUAGCCGUCGCGCUCGUCUCGCAGCCGCCGAUCCCACGGUCGACAGCGGGAAAGGCAAAGCGCCAGAGAUCAAGCAGGAACUUGUUCCCGUACCAGUCGAGCCACCGAAGAAGCGCGGUCCAGGACGGCCACGCAAGCAUCCUCUUCCGGCUCCCAAACCAGAGCCGGUCGAAGGCGCUCAUGUGUUCGAGCCGCCCAAGGUUAAGCGCGGUCCUGGGCGUCCGAGGAAGGUCGUGAAGCCUGUUGUUACAGACGAGCCGGAGAUUGUCCGGAUUGGAUGGUGA
Molecule: messenger RNA, 1488 nt
Organism: Peniophora sp. CBMAI 1063
Lineage: Eukaryota; Fungi; Basidiomycota; Agaricomycetes; Russulales; Peniophoraceae
Source: the annotation of a GenBank genome assembly